Molecule: messenger RNA, 3732 nt
Organism: Apus apus (common swift)
Lineage: Eukaryota; Metazoa; Chordata; Aves; Apodiformes; Apodidae
Gene: HMGA2
Product: high mobility group AT-hook 2
Exons: 5
Coding region: 302-631 (109 amino acids)
Biological process (GO): regulation of DNA-templated transcription
Cellular component (GO): nucleus; chromatin
Molecular function (GO): DNA binding; transcription coregulator activity
Source: RefSeq, a predicted model, not a curated record
UUUUUUUUUUUUUUUCCUUUUUCUUUUUUAAACCUCCCCUCUUUUGAAUUGCUUCAUGUUACUAACCAUUCCUAAAUUGUAAGAGAGAUUCAUUCCCCCUCCUCUUCCACCACCACCAGCACCACUACCACCAUCACCUCCUCCUCCUCCUCCUCCCCUUCUCUUCUCCUUUUUGGCAGCACCAGGACGUCCGGUGUGGUGGUGGCAGCGAGCAGCAAAAGCAGCAAGAGCUCGUUUUGAAUUCCCCCCCUUCCAAGGUGCUUUGGAGAGACUGGUUUCAGGCUGAGCAGCAGAAGUCACGAUGAGUGCACAAGGUGAGGGACCCGGUCAGCCUUCCACUGCUGCCCAGGAGCAACCUGCAACCGCAGAGCCUCAGAAGAGAGGACGAGGCAGACCCAGGAAGCAACCACAAGAACCAACUGGUGAACCAUCUCCUAAAAGACCAAGAGGAAGACCCAAAGGAAGCAAAAACAAGAGUCCCUCUAAAGCAGCUCAGAAGAAAGCAGAAGCCACUGGUGAAAAGCGACCAAGAGGCCGGCCCAGAAAAUGGCCUCAACAAGUGGUUCAAAAGAAGCCUGCUCAGGAAGAGACUGAAGAAACAUCCUCACAAGAGUCUGCAGAGGAAGACUAGGAGACCGCACCAUGCAAUUUCUACCUCAUCAGCAGUUGGGUCUUUUGAAGGGAGAAGACACUGCCUUGACCACUUAUUUUCUAUUGCCAUGGUCUUUCCACUUUUGCCUGGGGAAAAAGAAUAUCGCAUAACCUUAAAAAGGAUUUGACUAAUCAUCUUCUUUGUAAUCCCUUCACAGUCCCAGGUUUAGUGAAAAACUGCUGUAACACAAAGGGGACACAGAUUAACGAUGCAACCUUUAAUUACCGUUUUCUUUUUUCUUAACCUACUAAUAGUUUGUUUGAGCUGCUAAGUAAGGGGGAAUGGGUGAAGAAGAGCUCAGAAUCAGGUUUAUGUCAUUCACUGCACUGCAUAUAAACAAGAAACUUGUAACAUAGUCAUUAUAAUGGGCAUUGAAAUAGGAAAGGCUGAAUGUGUAACACUACAGCCUUGCAACACUUCAGCAACCCACUCCCUACUUAGUGAACUCCCUGUUUUAGAACACCAAAGAUAAGGGAUAGAUACUAUUGUUUUUUGGGUUUUUUGUUGGGUUUUUUUUGGUGUUUUUUUUUGUAACCCUUAGACUUGUACUUGAUUUUUAAUUUUUUUUUUAAGACUUACUGUUAUUUCAGGAAAAAAAAAAUUGAAAGCUGAUCUUUCACUUCAUUCAGCUGGUAACCAGAAGAAAGAAAUCAACAUGAAAAAGGUACUUUCAUUUUGCAAAAGGGAAGAAAGACAGAGAUAGGUUGUAUAGUUAUAGAUACAAACAUAUCAGCAGAAGCAGUAGUAAACAAAAUGAACCUCCCUCAUCUUCUGGAGGAUAGGAAGCCAGACAGAGUUGGCUUUCUGUAGAGCCAGGCAUUUUCUAUGGGAAAAAAGUGACACCAAACACCCUGACGCCAUCAAUGACCAAGUCUUUAGCAAGAAAAGUGUUUUAAAACAUGCAGAAAGGUACCUCAAAAUUAAACAUAAAUUUAUCUGAACAAAAAUAAUCCAUAUGUUUUGUUUAGUUUUGACUAAUUCCAGUUGUCCUGUACCAGUAUUUCAAAAUGAACAGAAUCUCUCCUCAUUACUCAUCGGUCAUGAUGUAAGAACCAAAACACGUACCUCAGCUAAGCUCGUGCAUUACUUUAAGCAAUGUUUUUUGACAUAGGAUGGUUCACUGAGCACCUCUGUGCCAGUGGCAUUUCUCCAUCUUUUCAUUCAAAGCAGCACUUUUAGCACCAGAUGCAAUAUUACCCCACUAUUCAAUACUACCUCUGAUUUUUUACAAAUAACUCAACAGACUGAUAAAUACAUGCUGCUAUACACAUUCAAUGCAGGAAAUUUUUGCUGGGUAGAUAAUCAUUAAUAUCUGCAUUUUCCCCUUAUUUCUAUUUCAACACUUAAUUACAGUUAAGGAAGCAAUAUCUUUAUUGUGUUUCAGCAUGAAUAUGUAUUUUUCUUUCUCUUGGUUUAUUUUGGUUUGGUUUUUUUUUAAUGUACUUACCUAUUCUCUGCUAGACUUCUGUGUAAUGUACUGUUAACUUGAAUAUAUUUUUGUACUGAAUUGCUGAUAGGUUUGUGAGGAUAAUUUUCUUCAAUGACACUACAUGACAUAGAAAAAAAUUUAACUGUAAUGUUUAAAUAUUACUGUCCAAGUUUGUACCUCAAGUGAAUUGUUUAAAGAAAUGGACUAAUUGAUUGACAAAGACCUACCUCCAGACUUUAAAUGGAAUGAACUUCUUACUUUCAGCAUUAGUUUUGAGACGUUUGAAACAGUUAGGACUGCAACUAAAUCCCUAAUUCAAAACUAUUUUUGUAAAAUAACUUGUGGAAAAAGAACACAUUUUAAAUUACUUUCGUAUUAAAAAAAAAAAAAAAAGAACAAAAAAAGCCUUCAAAGAAACUUGAAGCUUUGUAGGUGGGAAGCAACAAGCUCAGCUUUUGCAUAAUGCAAUCACAAAUAUGUGUUUAAAAAAAUAAUUAGUAGAUUGUAAGAAAAUACUUGACAAGUAUUUUCGUGUAUUUUACACAAAUGUGAUUUUGUAAUAUGUUUCAGCCAGAUUUAUUUUAAAUGCUUCUUAUGUAGAGGUUUUUAUUCUCCUCUCUCUCACUUUCAUUGUUCUUUCUCCUUUUCUCUCUCUCCUCGUAUUUUGUUUUCUCUAUCUCUGUUUUAUUUCCCUUCUUCCUCUCUUUCCUAGUCAGUACUUUGUACCAUUAUAUUAAUGACUGGGCCAGGGGUAGUUUCUCAGGAAGGCAUCUGUUGGUAUGGGUUAAGUACCGAGCCAAAUGCAGUUAAAGAUUACUUACUGGCUUCUUCCAAGAGGCAGUGUCAAGAAAUGUGGACCUCCUCGAAAGCCUGCAGAGGGUUCAGUGACAGAAAUUGCUGAGAAAGAGCUGAUCGGAGUAUUGCAACUAGACACGUUCGUUUUAAAUGAAAGAGAACUAAUCCUAGCUGUACAGUAGCUGUAACAGGCCAAAUCCAUGGUCACUUGAAGGCAGUAGAAGGAAUUCUGCUGAAUUCAAGGGCAUCAAAUCAAGCCUUAGCAAGUCCUUUUUGGGGUUUGGGGUUUGUUUUUAUCAUUUUUUUUAAAUCACAGUAUUCAGUGGACAACACAGAAAUAAUUGCUGGGUAUGUGUCACACUUUGACCUCUGAGAGCGACUUACCACUCUGAUGAGCUGAAUCUUGUAUUUUCUAUGUAAUUGUAGUACAAUCAAAACACAUUACUACCUCUUAGGGCCUACUAUACCUCAUUUUUUCAGACUGAAAAAUAGCAUGUGGUCAUUGAUCCAGCAAGAACAUCAUAAAAUUUUUUAUAUAUAUAGUUUAUUUUUGUGGGAGAUAAAUUUUAUACGACUGUUCUUUGCUGUCAUUGGUCACUGCUAACUAAGACUGGACAUCUAACUCUUCUACCAUUUCUGCAAGAGAGGUGUGUUUGCAGGAAAAAAAAAAAGGCUUCAAGAUGUUUAACUACAGUUUACUUCUUCUUGUGAGUGUCUUCUAACUUUUUGCUCUGUUCUUCAUGUAGAGAUGCUGUCUAUGAUUGUACUUCAAAUCGCUUGCUUGUUGAAAAUGUUCCUUUAAUGGUUUAUCACAGUCUGUUCAGCACAAUAAACAUACUAGCCUCUGUGAUCCCCA